AUGUACCCGUUCAAGUUGCAUAGGAUCCAUGCCCUGUCUGAGAACGACUGCCGGCGAAGGAAGCAAUUCUGCCUCGAAGAGUUGGAGAGGAUCCAACAGAACCCGACUCACCUGCCGUUCCUGGUGUUCACUGACAAACAGUGUUCCACCUUGACGGCAGAGUUAACACUCAAAACUGUCGAUACUGGUACCGUUCGCGCCGUCAACUAUCUUGACAUGCUUAAUGAACUCUUUCUCCCCGAACUGGAAGAACUGCACAUGCAGAGAGAGGUGUGCACAUUUAUGCACGACGGUGUGCCACCGCACUGGGCUGUGUCAGUCCGAAGCUGGCUCAAUGAUAUGUUUCCUGGUCGAAGCGAUCGUGACUCUGAUCGUACUCUGACGUGGACCGAACCAGCCCGCCAGGCUUUCCGGGGUAUCAAGACCAGUCUUUCUAACGCAACACUCCUUCACCACCCUAAGCACGAAGCCCAAACAGUCCUAGUGGUCGACGCCUCAGCAGUUGCAGUCGGCGCUGUUCUCCAGCAGAAAAUCGAUGACGUCUGGUGCCCCAUACCGUUUUUCUCCAAGGCCCUCAGAUCGGCAGAGGUCAAAUACAGCACCUUCGGAAGAGAGCUCCUGGCAGCGCACCUGGCCGUACGCCAUUUUCGUUUCUUUCUCGAAGGCAGGAAGUUCACUCUCUUAACCGACCACAAGCCCCUGACUUUUGCCUUUCGAUCUGCAAGCACCCGCUACUCCCCGCGGGAAACGCGCCAUCUAGCUUUCCUUUCGGAGUUCUGCACCAACAUCGUGCAUGUGAAGGGCUCAGACAAUAGUCCCGCUGACGCACUCAGCCGCAUCGACGCCAUACACGGCACGACUUGUUCCUCCGAGGAUAUUGCUCGAGAGCAGGAAGCGGACGUCGAGCUCCAAAGCCUCCUGCAGUCUUCCUCCUCUCUAUGCUUUGAAGAUUUCGAAAUUCCCGGUUCCUCCCUCCGUAUCGCGUGUGACACAUCUCCAGGCCGACAACGACCAUUCGUGCCCUUGUCACUCAGAAGAACUGUGUUCGAGUCGUUGCACCGCCUCUCGCACCCAGGAAUUCGCGCCUCACAAAAACUCGUUACUGAGCGUUUCGUAUGGCCCAAAAUGCACGACCCUGGGCCUGGGUUGCUUCCUGUCCUGCUUGCCAGACCACCACUAAAGUCUUUCGCCACACCACAGCUCCCGUAG
This is a messenger RNA of Ornithodoros turicata, 1209 nucleotides long. RefSeq lists its product as uncharacterized. The transcript has 3 exons. The record is from RefSeq and is a predicted model, not a curated record. The coding region runs from base 1 to 1209 and encodes 402 amino acids. NCBI's taxonomy places the organism in Eukaryota, Metazoa, Arthropoda, Arachnida, Ixodida, Argasidae. Gene Ontology annotation, molecular function: nucleic acid binding.